Molecule: messenger RNA, 2799 nt
Organism: Schizosaccharomyces cryophilus OY26
Lineage: Eukaryota; Fungi; Ascomycota; Schizosaccharomycetes; Schizosaccharomycetales; Schizosaccharomycetaceae
Product: transmembrane receptor Wsc1
Exons: 1
Coding region: 486-1436 (316 amino acids)
Source: RefSeq, a predicted model, not a curated record
CUUCACACAGCACCAGAGGAAGAAGGCUUUUGUCCUAACCUGUUGUUUCUACUCGAAACGCGUACGUUUCUUUAUUUACUUUGAAAAAUUCAUUUGAUUGAGCAAUAUAUUUGUGUAAUUUCUUUUUAUUCUUUUGAGAUUGGUGAUUUACUCAUUUGUCAGUCAGUUAAGGUUUGACUGCAUAUUUUUCCCAACAUUUCAUUCUUUUCGUAUUGUCGUUCGUUUUUUCUAUGCUGUUAGAUACUAUAGAAUUUAUCUUCAUCUAGUUCUCAUUUACAAGUCAACGUUUAGUUUUUUAUUUGGAUAUCCGUUCAUGCUUGGAUAAUAACAAGCUUCUAUUCGUCUUCGUUCUUUUCUAAAUAGUCUCUCUCUUUUAUUUUCCUUCUUUUUAUAACUUUUCACUACGGUUCUAGCGUUUUACUGGGGAGUUAUUUUUCCGAGGAUAAGUCGAUUGUCUAAUAAUCUUAUUGUUUGGCUGCGAUACCAUGAAAUUCUUCUAUUACCCGUCCUUCUCUGUGUGGUUUCUCCAAAUUCUUAUAUUCUUUCAUCUGGGAAGUCACCAUGCAUAUGCCAAUCUAAAUUCCCCCUUUGGGUGUUACCAGGUAGAUGAAAGUUUAAGUGAAAAAGGAACUCAUAAAUGGCUUACUCCUCAGUAUUGCUACGAUAAUAUAUGUAAGGACGAUCCUGAUAUUUCUUUUGUCGCUGUUCGCGGAGUCAGUUGCUAUUGCGGCAAUACACUUACAGCCAAAAAGGUAGAUUCCAGUAAUUGCAACACUGUAUGUCCUGGAUGGGAUGAGUUUAAAUGUGGCGGUGAUCUGUACUGGUCGGUUUAUUUGACCGGUAAUGGUAUUUUGCAUACUUCAUCUUCUACUACCUCUUCUCAAACAUCUUCUUCAAAGGCUUCCUCGUCGUCGUCUUUUACCACGGCGAGCUCAUCAAGUUCUAAUCCCACAUCAAGUUCUAAACCUACAUCCUCCUCUCAACACUUGACAUCUUCUAGCCAUUCUGCGUCUAAAAUUUCUUCGUCCAGCUCUAAUUCUCCUACGCCAACUACUUUUUCUUCUUCCUUGGUGAAGACAGUAACUCCUAGUGCGUCGAGCUCAUCUUCAUCUCCAUCUCCAUCUCCAUCUUCGACUGCUCCACCGAAGAACUCUCAAGCCUCGAAAUCGAGUAAUUCAUUAAAUGCUGGUGCAAUUGUUGGUAUUGUAAUCGGUUGUGUUGCUUUUGCGGUUGUCAUUGCUUUAUGUGUCUGCUUAUUCUUCUGGUAUAGAAAGUUUAAAGCAAAGAUGAAUGCUAAAGAUGAUAUUACUUUUCCUUCCUAUAAAAGUGAGCUGGACUCGCGUCUUGAUCCUGGUAUGCUGAAUAAUCGCAAUUCGAGUGAAUCGUUGGCCGAUAGUCAAGACUACUCGAGAAGAAUUUUAAGGGUUAUGAAUUAGAAGAAGAAAAUAUUAAUGUAUGCAUCUUUUGCUUCAACGCACUUGGAGACAGCUUUAUAUGUUUACCCAAACGUCUUCAUGUGCAUUUAUUUCCCGCAUAUAAAGAUAAAAAUGUAUGUUUUAUUUCUCGCUCCAAUAUUUAUUUAUUCAUUUACUUCGUUGUUUCAUUUCUUUCUUUUUUAUGGGAUUUGUUUUUCGGCUUCUAAUCUCAUACUUUUUCUUUCUUUAUACCUAAUUACAAAAUUUUUAUUAUUUCUAUUCGACGUUAUUUUUACAUUUUCUUCUUUAAGUUCGGUGUCUACCAUCAGGAACAUGUGCAAAAGAUCCAAGGAUUACUUAUCAGACUUUUGCAGUUUCAAACUUUUAUUGAGAAAUAAGCGAAUGCGGUAAUGACAGCAAAACAUUAUUGAUGUUUUUGUAUUUUACUUAUAUCCUAUCCUUUAAAACGAUGUUUUCUUUCAUACCGGUUGAAUAAAGAAAUACUUAAUUAAAUUUCCGUUAGAUGUCUUUACCUCUUUAUUAUUAGAUAUAUGUUUUUAUAAUUCAUUGAAGGAUAAUUAACCUUUGGAAAGGUAUGGUUUCGUGAAUAUGUGUUUUCAUAUAACGCUAAAGAAAGUUGCCUUCUAUGGAAAGAUUUUCGCAACAAUACACAUGGUUGGAUCUUACCAAAAGCUUCAGUUGGUGUCGCGACCGACCUAUUGCAAUGAACUUAACCACUUUAUUUUUUUUUCUUUUCUCAGGUUAUAUCCUAUAACUCAGUCACUCUUUCAAUUGCUUUAAAUGAUUUUUUCGCUUGCUUUCUUGGUUUUUAAAGGAUUGAUUAAUUACAAUUCAGUAAUACAAAGUAGCAAUCAGGGCACACAUGUUGUUUUGACCCUUUUUUACUUUCAUUUUUAUUUUUUUUUUUGAUAGGGCAAAAAAUUAAAAAAAAGUGUGUUAUGUUAACCCUUCCUCCCUCUUGUCUCAUACAAGGCUUUGUGCAAUCUGGGAAAUACGACUGCGCACAACUAAAAACCAAUUGAAACAUUUUGUAUUUCUUCAAACCCGAUAAGAGAAGAAAGCUUGCUUUUUUAUGUCCAUCAUGAAUAUAUUGACCUAGGCCCUUUAUUUUCAUUCCUUUCAAACUUCCUAUGCUAUAUACUAUAUCACACUCUCCCUACCCUCUUGAGCUUUUUACAUAAUACUCUAAAAGCAUAUGCUUAUUUCUUUAUCGUCUUAUUUCGCUAGAAUGAUUAACGUCACUCGGAUUCUAGAAGGUGACGUCAUAGCCCAUAAGAGUUAUAAAUUCAAGAAUCCUCUGCUACAGAGUUGCUGCUUGUUAUUUACGAACCAAAUUAGAUCAUUAUCAGGUCGUCGCGAUAUU